This is a messenger RNA of Cercospora beticola, 1358 nucleotides long. It is a transcript of the gene RHO1, whose product is annotated as Rho family GTPase RHO1. Gene Ontology annotation, cellular component: cytosol. Gene Ontology annotation, biological process: small GTPase-mediated signal transduction. Gene Ontology annotation, molecular function: GTPase activity; protein kinase binding; GTP binding. The record is from RefSeq and is a predicted model, not a curated record. Lineage: Eukaryota; Fungi; Ascomycota; Dothideomycetes; Mycosphaerellales; Mycosphaerellaceae.
GCAACACACCUUCUUCCAGCGACUCGCACACUUGUGGCAACAACAAGAGCAUCGUAGCAUCGUAUUGUCGUUCCAGUGCAGAGCAUCACUGCCGCCAUCCACGCCCGCCGGACAACCGCUCGAGUGCGGUGUGCAAGUUGUGUCUCGCAAACACAGCCCAGCAGCAGGAGCAGAGGCCAGGCGGGCGCUAGUACCCGCGGCGACAAGUUGAGGGCAGGUCUCAUCAAUCCAUUUGCGACUUCCCUCCCUCACGCCCUCCCCGUCCACCGCCCCCAACAACACCACUCUCCAUCAUCGCCACCACAGCGCUCCGCUCUCGACCUCACUGUCCACUGCUAGCCGCCCGGCGCGCUCCUUGACCCGUCGCGCAAAUGGCGGAAAUCCGUCGCAAGCUCGUCAUCGUUGGUGACGGUGCCUGUGGAAAGACCUGUCUCCUCAUCGUCUUCUCCAAGGGUACAUUCCCAGAGGUCUACGUCCCAACUGUCUUCGAGAACUAUGUCGCCGAUGUCGAAGUGGACGGCAAACACGUUGAACUAGCACUUUGGGAUACUGCGGGCCAAGAAGACUACGAUCGUCUCCGACCUCUGUCAUACCCAGACUCGCAUGUCAUUCUCAUCUGCUUCGCCAUCGACUCUCCAGAUUCGCUCGACAACGUCCAAGAGAAGUGGAUCUCAGAGGUCCUGCACUUCUGCCAGGGCCUGCCCAUCAUCCUCGUUGGCUGCAAGAAGGAUCUCCGAUACGACCAGAAGACAAUUGAAGAGCUGCACAAGACGUCGCAAAAACCAGUGACACCCGAGCAGGCUGAGGAUGUCCGCAAGAAGAUUGGUGCUCAGAAGUACCUUGAAUGCUCUGCCAAGACCAACGAAGGCGUCAGGGAAGUCUUCGAGCACGCCACACGCGCUGCUCUCCUUACACGAAAGAAGAAGGAGAAGAAGUGCUCCAUCUUGUAAACUACUCACCACAUUGCCAUACCCAGCCGAACCACUGUCUUCCGAACUGUCUUACCUACCCUGAUACCUCGAGAGAAACGACGGCAAAUUGCAGCUGCAUUACUCGGCCUUUAUAAUCUGCAGAAACGACCACAAGAGAAGCGAGCGAGCGCGAACGCAUGGAGGAGAGUGUCUAUUUUGAUGAGCCCUGUCGACGGACGGUAGGCCGGAGCACACAUGUUGCGUAGAUGACGCUUGGAGUGAGGGCCCUGGAGCAAGCGAACAGGACGUGUAAAGGGCCCGAGGGAGCGGGCAGUCCAGCUGGCCGAACCCUCGUUUACAGGUCAGCAGCGGGAGUUCUUUAGAGUCAUAUCAUGGCAAUACUGUGCUGGCGUUACUACCAGGGAAAUUGAAUGCUGUUUUCUACCA